GCCCGCGGCCGGGCCGGGUUCGGGCCCCGCCGGAGCGGGGGAGCCGCCCGCGGAAGAUGUGGGCGCACGUCUGGAGGUUCCUGUACAGCAACUACUUUCGGUUCUGGCUCAAGUGGGUGCUGCGGCUGCUGACGGGCAAGUGCGAGCUGCAGCGCCUCCUGGGCGGCGCGGAGGCGGGCGCGCGGCGGACGCUGGGCGUAGAACAUUCACUGGAAUCAUCAAAAAAUAAGGUUUUAAGAAAUGCUGUACACGUUGAAGAAGCUGAAGUGGACAAAUGUGUCAGAGAUGUAAUGAAAGAAAAGAAGAUUGAACAGAAGGAUACAGGGUUUAAGGCAAAUUUGCAUAUAUCCUUGCUACAGAUAUCAGGUUAUAAAAAACUGUAUUUGAAUGUGGAAAACCUAAGGAAGGUCCCGUAUGAUUCAGAAAAUGAAGAACAUGAGGAACAGUUAAUUGAGCUCUGGAAUUUGCUGAUGCCUCACGAGAAUCUGAAGGCCAGAAUCAGCAAACAGUGGUGUGACAUCGGCUUCCAAGGCGAUGAUCCUAAAACAGACUUCAGAGGAAUGGGGCUGCUGGGCUUAGUGAAUCUGGUGUAUUUUAGUAAGCAUUACACCAACGAAGCUCGUCAGAUCCUUUCUCGAUCAAAUCACCCAAAGCUGGGAUACUCCUAUGCCAUAGUUGGGAUCAAUCUGACAGAGAUGGCGUACAGCUUGCUCAAGAAUGGUGCUUUAAAGGCUCAUCUCUACAACACGGUCUCUGGGUUGCCACAGAUGGAGCACUUCCAUCAGUUUUACUGUUAUCUAGUUUAUGAGUUUGACAAGUUCUGGUUUGAAGAAGAACCAGAAAGCAUUAUGCACUUCAACCAGUACAGAGAGAAAUUCCAUGAAAAAAUUAAGGGACUUCUACUGGAUUACAAUGUGGUACUGACCUUACAAGAUACAAAGAAACCUUAAUUCCUCUGCAGUAAAUGAAGUUCUGUAUCAAAAAUUGGGUGAUGCAUUUGGACAGAAGUUUUGUGUGUUUCACCAAAAACUGUCUAACAAUAGAACUUUUUUUUUUACCUUAAAAAAAAAAAGAAAAUUAGCAAAAUUCAGUUAAGAAAGCUUGGACAAUCAACCUCUGUUUACAGGUAUUUUUUAUGCUAUUCUCCAAAGGGCAGCUUUUUGAAAAGGAACAAAACCCAACCACAAAAAACAACCCACAAAUCUCAAGAACCUCUGAAUUGGUUACUUUUUCAUUUUCUUUUAUACUUCUUGGUGCAGGACCAUGAAGCAGGUAUUUGUGCUGCAUUAUAUUUUCUGUGAAUGGGUUUGACUGUUAAUGGUCUUUCAAAAGAGAGUUUAAGUUCAGCUUUUCAAAUUUGAAUUUAAAUUCCAACCUUUUAAUGUAACGGUUAAAGUUCAGCUUUUAGUUGAAAUUGUUGUGAUUUUAGAUUUUUUGUGUUCUUGUUCCUUUACAUGUCAUUGAUCAUUCACUCAACAAUGUUAAAUUUCUUUGUAAUUAAGAGGUCCUCAAAGGAGAUGUAUUAUUUGUUUAUAAUUUUGGAGAAGAGGCUUAAUCCAUCAGCAUAUUUAUGUACUUACUAGAAAUUACUUCUGGGUAAGGAAAUUUAUCUAUGGAUUUGCACCAGCCAAUUCCUAUGUUGGAAGAAGUCUAGUUUGCAAACCAACAAAAAGAACCACGUGUCAUCAGCACAAGGAUAAGAUCCUCAGGCUAAAGCUACUCUUUCUAAAAGUAUUCCUAUUGUAAAAACUUUUGAUUCUUUCUGAUCUGACUUCAAAUCUGAGGAUGAUUGACUCAGAAUUUGUUGUCAGCCCUUUCUUCUAGCAGCUAAGGGGGUAUUCUUAGUGGGAGGUGCAACAGAUCUACUUUAGCCCUUCUAUAAAGUUGAAAAAAACCCUUUAUUGCAGCUGCAGUCCUUAUUUUGUAAAAAUAAAUUCACAUCUGAGUACAAGUCUAAAAAAUAUGUAUUUUCCAUGGAAGGGAUGCAACUUUGAUGUGUUCCUUAGUCUUGCCAUCCUCAGACAAUCUAAUAGAUAGAACUUCAUGUCUUUAUUGUGACUGAUUCUUGCUUAGAGCAACUUUAAAUGGAUUUGGUAUGACCAUCACUUUGUUUUCUAAGACCUUCUAUUAAAUAAGUGCCUUCUGCUGUUUUCAAUCAGCUUUUUAUUUUGAUUCUUCUAGCUAGAUCAGUCUUAGAAACUUGAGUAAUUUGAGAAAGAUUUUUUUCACCAUAUACCUAAAUAGCUCACAGUGGCACAACAUUUAUAUGCUGAUACAAGCUUUCAUAUAUUUUUUUUAAUCAUCUCAGGUAAACUAGUUAAUUUCUAGUCAGUGACUACUCCAGAAGAGAUUCCUGAAGAAUAUAAGCAUUGAGGUAAAAUAAAAGGAAAACAACAACAACAAAAAAGACAAACCCAUUUUUAUAAUGAUUGUUAUUACACUACAUAAGUUUGAAUUAUAACAUCUAAUACUGCAUUUUUUGGAGAUCAUCAAAACCCACCUGGACAUGGCCCUAAGCAGCCUCCUUUGAGGGACCCUGCUUUUAGGCAGGGGAUUGGUCUUGGUGAUCCCCAGAGGUGCCUUCCCACCCCAGUAAUUCUGGGAAUCUGUAUUGUGUAAGCAGGGACAUGUUGCACUGCAUCCACCCUUGUGCUCUUGGUCCCUUAAAUGCUGGGGAUCUCUUGCUUGUGGGGAAGCUCCUGAUCAGGGUACACAGUGCAUGUAUGUGGGGUAACACAGUUCUCUUUUCUUUUUGUGAUACUUUAGGUACAGACGAGAGUCAGACAAGUUGAAUGUGUUCAGGGUGAGGAAGGGUUCAGUCUCAUGUGAAGAUGCACAUAGGGAGGGUAAUUUUGGUUUGCCCUGGCUUGUAAGCUGGAUAGCUGAACUGACCAGAUUAGGUCCAAACUGACAAUGGAAGGCCCAGUUCUUUUGCUGCUGCCCUGUACAUGGAUCCUGGAAUACUCACCAGUGAAGAGCUGAGGUCCUGCGGAGAGCAUUCUGGGAUUCAGGUCCUGUGGUGGAGCUCUGUUUCUCUGAGCCUUGCAGACACUGACAUGCCAAAAAUCCAAGGAAGGAAGUGCAAAGUGGAUUCCUUCCCAGUGGCCCAAGUGGUUACCUUUUAGCUCCGUCUUCUGGAGCAAAGAAUCUCCUUUGUUGCUGCUGCCAAACAUAACUGGGGUCACUUCUGGCAUUCAAACAGUCAGCUGCAUGUUGCUUGCAAAGGAGAUCCUAUUUGUUUUCAUCUACUGCCUGCCAGCUAGUUACAAAAUCGUUUGAGCCAUCUCUAAAGGCUUCUCUGAGUUAAGUCUGAUUUUUUUUUUUUUUUUGGCAACAGUUGCAAACAUAAUCUACACCCUUGUCUUUCCAGCAUUGAAACUUCACACAUCUGAGAGGUUUCAGUGUCAAAUGUAGCUCAAGCUUUUAAUAAGAUACAUCUUUGCUAGGUUUUUUUCUUUUUAAAUCAAUGGGUGAUCUGGCAGUAAACUGUGGCAGUAUACAAAGAGAAAAAUAAACCCAACCCUCAUUAGAUGAGUGAGGCAUAAGGGAAUACAUUAGUUUGCAUGCAGUAAUUAAGGUGAAUGUUUAUCUUAGGUUUCAGUGCACCUUCCCAGGAAACAACUAGAAUUUGCAUGUGGUUUUGUAUGAUCAACAAGCCCAGUAAUUCUGUCCAGGAGUCCCUCACUAGAUGUAGACUAGAACUGGGUGUCCCUGUUUGCACCCCUGGUAGGUUAACUGUGUUAUGGUGGUAGCUAGAAAAUGUAUUGAAAUAGGUAAAAUUGUGUUUAGAGAAGGCAAGAACAAGGCUUUACUAGUCAGUGGUAUUUUAUGCUAACUCUGUUGUAGGGUGACAAUCCUAAGGUUAUGGAAGACUGGAAAUGGAGGUAGGCCACUUUUCUGCAAGUUGAUAUAAUCUUUAACAUCAGAAUUUGUUGCUCACAGGUUAUUCUAAGAGUUUUAAAAGCUCAGUAAAUUAUUAUUUAUUAACCAUCAUGUUUUAAAUACAUAUUAGCUCACUAGAACUUGCAAGUGCUAUUAGUUUUCCAACUUGCUGCUUCUUUAAAACAUACACUAUGUGAAAGCUUGUAUGCAAUAGUAUUAAAAAAAUUAAAACUGGAGACAAGGUGGUUCUGUAAAUUUGAAAUUGUUGUUGUGCCUGUAGCAAACGUUUAACAAACUACCUUCACUUUUGUUGUUUAGUGUGUGCUUGAAACAUGGUGCCACUCUGUGAACAAAUUAACCUGAAGAUAAGCAGAAGUUUACUACAAGCAACUGUAAAAUCUAGUCUUUCACUAAGUAAGCACAUUGUUUCAGAAGUAACUAACUUGAUGGGAAAGCCAUCUGAGGACAGUGGAAGAAAGAAACAAUGUUUUUAAACUGGUUGGGCUUCUGCCAUCUGAUACAGCCAUGUAAAUAAUAGGGCGUCUUUUCCUAAAGGGGAAUAGUAAAAGGGGCCAAUUUAAACAACCCAGGUAAAUAGUUUUGGACUUUCAGUCUUAAAAAUGCAACAAAAAUUAAACACACGCACAGCUCCAUUGGUUUUCCAGAUUUUUCCGUCCUAGUCUAAAAAAAAUUUCGCAAAAGAAAUUACUUAGCCUUGUUUUAGGAAUUAGGAUGAAAAGGUUUGUGUUUAGUUAGGUGGGAGUUGAGCAGUCAGUAUCUUUGACAAUACUGCUAGUGAUGUGUGGUGAAGAUGUAACCUGUGGUUUCCUUCUCUCCUCCUUGUUUGUGUUGCUGUAGUACCAUGGUGACCCAUCUUUGGACUGAUGUUUCUUGUGCCAGCCUAGAUUCUGUCUUUCUGUAGGGAAUUAAGAACAACCCAGCCCAAGACAACUUGGGGGCAGUUUCUUCUUAUGACACUGUGCUUAGAUAGCUGCAUACUAAUAGGAAUUCCUGUUUACCACAAUCUAAAAGCAAUAAUGUAUACUGUGAUGUCUGUGUAAUAGAGAUGUUUACAAUGGUAGCAAAUAAAGAACGGGUUAUUCCAAGAUAUUGUCAA
Messenger RNA from Catharus ustulatus (Swainson's thrush), 4999 nucleotides. RefSeq names its product ELMO domain containing 2 (gene ELMOD2). Gene Ontology annotation, molecular function: GTPase activator activity. Gene Ontology annotation, cellular component: membrane. The record is from RefSeq and is a predicted model, not a curated record. Lineage: Eukaryota; Metazoa; Chordata; Aves; Passeriformes; Turdidae. The transcript is spliced from 8 exons. The coding region runs from base 57 to 950 and encodes 297 amino acids.